CCACCAGCGCUGCAGUCUGUAGUGCGGUCCGCUCCCUUUAGCGUUCCGGGCUGGAGUUCCUGGUGCACUACUUUGCAGUCUCGUCAAGGAACAAGAGACAAUGAAUAAUUAGUUCCGUUUUGCGGUGUCCGCUCUGGGCGUGAUGCUCAGUAGCUCAUCCCGGGCCCCUGCUGGAGUCGGUGUGCCGUUACACAGAGGUCCUGGUGCCAGAUGCAAAAUGAUGAAGAACUGGGGUAUGAUAGGUGGGAUUGCAGCAGCUCUGGCAGCUGGAAUAUAUGUUCUGUGGGGACCAAUCACAGACAGAAGAAAGCGCAAAAAAGGUCUUGUACUGGGUCUCCUGAAUCUGGGCAACACUUGUUUUAUGAACUCCUUGCUGCAAAGUUUAUCUGCCUGUCCAUCUUUUAUUCAUUGGUUGGAAGAAUUCACAUCACAGUACCAACUUGAACAGAAGGAUACAGCAGAUAAGUACCUGUCGGUUACUCUGCUGCAGCUUUUAAAAGCAUUAUCAAACCAGGAGCCUGCAGAAGAUGAGGUGUUAGAUGCCAGUCCUCUCCUAGAUGUCCUAAGAACAUACAGGUGGCAAAUCUCUUCUUUUGAAGAGCAGGAUGCCCAUGAGUUGUUUCAUGUGUUGACCUCCUCAUUGGAAGAUGAGAGAGAUCAUCAACCUCAUGUAACACAUCUGUUUGACGUUAAUACCUUAGAACUUCCUCAGAGCACUGACAGGCAAAUUCACUGCAGAACCCAAGGGGUGUUAAACCCCAUUCCUAGGCAGUGGAAAUCUCAACACCCUUUUCAUGGAAGACUAACCAGUAACAUGAUAUGCAAGCACUGUCAGCACCAGAGCCCAAUGAGAUAUGACACAUUUGACAGCCUGUCCUUAAGUAUCCCCUCUGCUUCUUGGGGCCGCGCCAUGACCCUUGAUAACUGCCUGCAGCAUUUUAUCUCCGUCGAGUGUGUUAAGGAUGUGGUCUGUGAAAACUGUACCAAAAUUCAAGCUCAAGAAAAAACAACUGAGCAAUUAGUGGAAGACCAAAAAACAACAUUUGUUAAACAACUGAAGCUGGGAAAGCUUCCCCAGUGCUUGUGCAUCCACUUGCAGCGCCUAAGCUGGUCCAAUCAGGGUAGCCCUCUGAAGCGCAAUGAGCAUGUCCAGUUUAGUGAAUUCCUAUCCUUAGAUAGGUAUAAGUAUCGACUCAAUGGAAAUGCAUUUCGUCAGCGGCAGUGCACUAGUCUAGGUGGAACAAUGCAAGCAACUGAUGCAUCCGCAGCUUCUGAUGGGCCUUAUAAUUCCAAGGUACAGUUACUAAAUGGAACAUGUUCUGCAUCCUUACUUUCAUCUCCUUACCCAAGUUUCAAGUCAUCCAGCCCAGAGUGCGCUAGUUCUUAUCUCUUCCGUCUAAUGGCAGUCAUCGUUCAUCAUGGAGAUAUGCACUCAGGCCAUUUUGUUACUUACCGACGUUCCCCUCCAGCAGUAAAGACCCCAAAGCAUCCAAGUCAGCAGUGGUUGUGGGUUUCUGAUGAUACUGUGCGCAGGGCAAACAUACAGGAGGUCCUCUCUUCUAAUGCUUACUUGCUAUUUUAUGAGCGUAUUCGGUCUAAAUCACACAACCAAGGAAGUGAGACUCGAGCAGAAGAAUAAACAUGACAGAUUGUGGAAAGACUAUAAUUCAUGCAUUUCAUAUAAAUAUUAUAUAUUUGAUAUUGAGUCCUAUACUUUGGAAUCUGUCAGUCCUAGAUCAUGCUCUGAUUUAAAGUGUCAAGGAGAUGCCAAGCUGCUGGGUGCACUCCUCCUCUCUCCCUGCCUUGACUGAUUAAUGUAUAAUGCUUAGUGCUGGAAGCCAAGCGUUGUAUGUCAAUUAAUUAAUGUGGGGUAAAAGAAGGAGGAGGCAUGCAGUCUGUGACUCAGUAACACCCCCUUGACACUUGUAAUCUGAGCAUGAUCUAGAGUUGACAAAUUAAAGGAUGAUUACGGUCAGAGACUGCAGACAUAGAAAAGCUUUUUACUUUUUGUCUGCUGUCCUUUACCUAUGUCUGUAAUACGUACCUUUGGUAAGAUUUGCCCAAUAUUGUGAUGUACGGAGGAUCUAAUUUUGUGUUCCUAGCAGCUGGAAAAAUGUAAGGGGUUAUUCCAAAAUUGAAAGUUAUUAUAUUUUCACAUGAGUAGUGAUGAGUAAAUAGAGCCGCAGCACACAUUUCCACUAAGGCCCCUUUCACACUAUACAUUCAUCCGUUUUAAAGAUCCGUUAUAAUGUUUUGUUAUGAAAACCUUGAAAACCGUCCAUUAAAAAAUCCCAUUAUAGUCUAUGGGAUUUUUACAUUAUGCGUUUUAACCCGUCAUAGUCCGUUAUUAAUAACGGACUUUAUUUUGUGAUUGGAGAUAUUAAUGGGAGAAAUAGUGCAUGCACUAUUUCUUCUGUUCUUUCUCCCGUCACAAAAUUUUCAGGGUUUUCAUAACGGAGCAUUAUAAUGGAUCUUUAAAACGGAUGAAUGUAUAGUGUGAAAGGGGCCUAAAUUUCUAUUUGACCUGUUAUGUUCGGAAGGUCUAUAGAAAGUGAAUAUUGUGAUUGGCAAGGGUCUCAGCAGUCAACCCCCCACUAAUCAGCGAGUUAUUACUUAUGCCGUGAAUGGAUGAUAAUCAGUUAUAUUGGAGUCCUACAUCAGAAAGCAUUACCUUUUACAUCUAGAGAUUAACCUGCGGAGUGUCUAGUUACUGGAAGACUGGGAAGUCACUUCUAACAUAUAACAGCUUUGGUAGUCUGGAGACCAGGCACACUAUAAAAAGUUAUCUUUCCAGUAUUUGGCUAGAGUUGUACUGAAAUGUAUAAAAUUGUAACAUGUAAUUUUAGAUAACAAAUAGACUUAAAGGGGGUUAUUACACCAAAGACAAAAUGUAUUCAUUUUAAAAGGUGAAAUAAAUAAAUUUACUAAAGUUUGGAAAGCUGCUCACGUCCUCCUAUUUUGAGGCUCAUCCCAUGACUAUGCUGUUCAGACUCAGAGCAUCCCCCCCCCCCCCCCCCCCUCUGUCUAUGCUUUAAAGUGAUCCUGUCACCAUAAAAAUGCUUUUUAAUUUAACAGCAUUGUGUUAUAGAAUAGGAGGAGCUGAGCAGGUUGAUAUGUCUUUGUGGGAAAAGGUUCAGUAUAACUUGUCAUUCAUUGAUUGUAACAAGUUAAACUCUGUUUUUUCUCACAAAGAUAUAUAUCAAUCUGCUCCGUUCCUCCUGUAUUAAAACAUGAUCCCAAUAGAUUACAUAGCAUUUUCCUUUUAAGAAGACUGGCUGUGUGGUUGAAUGCAUUAGCUAUGUCUGACCCUUCUCUGUUAUGGCUCAUUCAGAGACAGAGAAAGGUGGCUGGCUUACCUAGUAAACUGCUCUUUACAGCCAACCUUUCAAGCAAGUCACCGAGAGGGGAGAGGAAGUGUUGAACAGCAUAGUCACAAGAUGGACAGAAUCAUAAGAUUGAUAUUAAAAUAACCUGGGCAGUGAAUAAAUAACUUUAUCUUUGGUUGAAAAUACCCUUUCAAGCAGAAUUAUAAUUAUUUUACAAAGAUGUUGCAUUAGUAAAUUGGUUUAGUGCUUUUUUUUUUUUUGUGGAAAUCUUCCACCUAAUUACUUACAGUAAUAUCCAAUGUCUACAAUGAAAACCAAAGACAAUAGCCAUAAUGGGCACUGGAUUUGCCAUAUCAUGAUAUCAUCAAGACAUGUCUACAUAUAGUAAUAUACAUAUAGUAAUUUCCUUAAAAAAAAAAAGUUUGUCCAUCAUUCAGUAAGUACACACAGAAGAAUUUUAUUAUUCUGGAGGUUGUCCUGUGUUUCAGAUGCAGGAUUAAAGGGUACCUUUCAUCCAAAAAUGUUUUGAUAUAUUAUAGAUUAAUGUAUGCAGAAUAAAUUUCCAAUCGCAU
Messenger RNA from Hyla sarda, 3898 nucleotides. RefSeq names its product ubiquitin specific peptidase 30 (gene USP30). The record is from RefSeq and is a predicted model, not a curated record. Gene Ontology annotation, cellular component: nucleus; cytosol. The transcript is spliced from 13 exons. Lineage: Eukaryota; Metazoa; Chordata; Amphibia; Anura; Hylidae. Bases 143 to 1639 code for a protein of 498 amino acids. Gene Ontology annotation, molecular function: cysteine-type deubiquitinase activity; cysteine-type endopeptidase activity. Gene Ontology annotation, biological process: protein deubiquitination.